Molecule: messenger RNA, 1043 nt
Organism: [Torrubiella] hemipterigena
Lineage: Eukaryota; Fungi; Ascomycota; Sordariomycetes; Hypocreales; Clavicipitaceae
Source: the annotation of a GenBank genome assembly
GUCGCCUCUCCACCAUCACCACCUUUUUGGCUCCUUUGCACCCUUCUUGCGCCCUUUACAUCGCCAUCCGUGCUAUUCUUACAUCAUUUCGAUCCCUUAAGUCGCCCUCAUCCGAUAUAUUCUCGGCUUCUCUUUCGCUUUCACAUCCCCUCUCCCCUCUCCUUCGCACCGCCGCCUCUUGCCCCCUCAAACUCAUGGCUCGCCUCGACCGUUGAGUCAAUCUGCAUUCCGGUCCCGGCCCGGCCCCCUCUCGCCUUUCCGCAUCUGCCGCAUCCUUCUUGCAUGUACCACGAGGUCAACGACCAACCCAUCUGCGCUCUCUACUGCUUCUUCGUCUUCAUCUUCGCCAGUGUCAUUGAUUCCGCGAGUCACCUCUUGACGCAGCAACAUCGUCAUCAACCAUUCUCGCUUGCCGCCUUUGCGAUUAGAUUCGUCUAAUGUGAAACACGGCAUCGCCCAUGUCUGUAUCGAGCACCAGCGAUGUCGAGAGCAACCCAUCGCCCGUGCACGCUGGCAAUGACACCAUGUCGGAUCACCACCAUCGCCACAGCAGCCACUACCACCCUGCUAUACACAGGCCGCAGCAAUCCACCGUAACACACUUGCAGCCCGGCGAGAGCCUUGAAACAAUUCGAUGUUUAGUGCAGGAUGUCGCCAAGUUCAAAGGCAACGUUGGUAGGCUGACAGACGGGUUGCAUGCUUCCAACAGCCGUCAUAGAAACUUUACGCAAGAUGGAAAUGGCCGGCGUCCUGAUACUACGUCUGCAGCUCUCAACGGCUCCCAACGACACCGUGAGAGGGACUCCUCUCGUAAGAGCCCGCUGAGCAGGCAUCACUCCGUCAACGAAAAAGCCAGCCCAAGACUGGGACGCGCAGGUUUUCGUAACUCACAAGUUGCCUGCCAUUCCUGCAACAGAAUAAACAGUCCCGAGUGGCGCCAUGGCCCAGACGGACCCGGCACACUUUGCAAUGUCUGUGGCCUUGUCUAUGCGAAGCGCCAGAGCCAUAGGAAACAGCAGCACAAAGACCAUCGAAAGCAAUAG